AUGGGCAUUACAGGUCUUUUUCCGCUUUUAAAAGAUAUAACAUGCGAUGUUCAUUUGAGAUCUUUCUCCGGAAAAGUGGCCGCAAUCGACGUUUACUGCUGGCUUCUCGAGACUGUUGUUUUCUGUGUCGAAGAGAUAAUUUUAGGGAUCGAAACAACGCGGUACGUAUCAACACUUCGUUCUUACAUGUGGUUAAAGUGCUUGAUUUUGAACGUAAGCUUCUCUUCAGUACUCUUCUCACCUCAGAUUUUUUUCCAGGUACAUUGACGUGUGCAUGAAGGAUACUGAUCUUCUCAUCGAAAAUAAUGUGGUCCUAUUAUGGCUCUUGGUGCAACCUAUUCUGGUUUUCCAGAAGAAGCUGAGCGCAAGGCAAAAGUGGAAUCCUCCCUCGCUAACUUGUUGA
This is a messenger RNA of Porites evermanni, 403 nucleotides long. The record is from the annotation of a GenBank genome assembly. Lineage: Eukaryota; Metazoa; Cnidaria; Anthozoa; Scleractinia; Poritidae.